This is a messenger RNA of Haliotis rubra (blacklip abalone), 708 nucleotides long. Its product is annotated as solute carrier family 22 member 5-like. The record is from RefSeq and is a predicted model, not a curated record. The transcript is spliced from 3 exons. NCBI's taxonomy places the organism in Eukaryota, Metazoa, Mollusca, Gastropoda, Lepetellida, Haliotidae. The coding region runs from base 46 to 429 and encodes 127 amino acids.
AGGGGAAAUUACGUCAACGCAUGCGCGAUAGCAGCCAAAUUUACAAUGAUAAUAGGAUGGAUGGUUGUUAUGACUUUGACCGCGGAACAGUUCCCUACAGUCAUCAGAAACUUGGCGUGCGCCGCCCAGAGUGCUGCUGCAAGAAUCGGUGGUAUUCUCGCUAGUCAAGUCUUAUCACUGGGUGGAACUAAGGACCUCAUGCUGCCCUUCAUUGCUAUGGGAAUUCUGGUGGUUCUAAAUAUUCUUGCCACCAUUGGUCUCGAGGAAACCAGAGGGAGGGCAUUGGAAGACACUAUGACCUUCACUUCUAAAUCUGAUACAGAUUGGAGUGAACACAAAUCGGACAACCUUGGAACGCCUCUCGUGUCCUGCGCCAUGGAAUCGUGUGACAAAGGGAAAGAUGAAAGUGACGAACAAACUGUGAAGUAGAAACACCUGACAAACUUGAAGAUCGUGGCUAUAGCUAAACGUGACACGUUGGUCAGAGAUGAAUUUAAUUAUACAGAUUAGGUAUAUUGUAACGAGAAAUAAUCUGGAUGUGAAUUUAGCUGACUUUUUCCAUUUUUCUGUUUAACUUUUGUCGGAAUUACCAUGAUCUGAUGUUCUGGCUUAAAUACACAUUGUAAAUUCUGUUGAAUCUAUUAUUCCUGAUCGACUGCAUUACAGAAAACUGAUGUAGUUACAGACUGAUUAAACUGUUUCUGUUCA